CCCACAGGACGGUAGAUCUCCAGGAAGACGGUUGGACAGCCCUGUUCUAUAAGAUUUACGUGAUGCCUAUAGCUGGAGCCAUGUCCCACAUAAUACCCAAUCACAUUCUGAGGGUGGGUCAGAGUACCUGCCUGGACUCUGCUCAUGAGGUAGCUCUGGGGUGCAGUCCGAGCGCCAUGAUGGACCCCAACGGGAGUUGCAGUGAACAGGACGACCUGGACAUCUCCCUAGAUAACCUGAACCAGCUCAUUCUGGAACUGGACCCCACGUUUGAUCCCAUCUACUUCAACAAGAGGUCCCAGUCCAGCAGCCUCCACACAGAUGACUUCUCUCCAGAUGAAGACGUCUCCAGCUGUGUGGCCAGAGGCUGUGCUCCAAGGCACAUCUCCACCUCCGUCUCCCCCUCCUGCAGCAUUCCCAUCCCACUGUCCUCUGCUUCUGGCUCCAGGUGCAGCCCCCAAGGCUCCCUGGUGUUCUCUGAUGCCUCCUCUCGCCCCCCACUGCCGUGUGGAAGUGUUGUCCGCCGGCGGCUGCCCUCGACGCAGGGAGGCGAGGUGGGCAUGUGUUCAUCCCCGGUUACCCUGCGCAUGUCACACUCUCACAGGAACAGUGCCGUCUCGAUGAUCUCCACGUCGCCCGGCUCAGAAACCAGUUACAUGAUGGGCAGCUAUCAGUCCUUGCUCAGUGACAGUGAAGGCGACAGCCCCGAGUCUCUCCUCCUCUACCGCACGUCCAGCUCCUACAGCGACGUGUCCAGGUCCUCGACCAGGCCGUUCACCAACAAGCGUUCGCCAACUGGCCCAUCACCACUCGGCCACUUCCAGGGGAUCCACAGCAGCCCUGCCUCCCUGGCCGGUUCACUGACAGACAUCCCUGUGGUGUUGGUCAACGGAGCCCCAGAGCGGGUGCUCAGCCCCCAGUCACCUCCAGAGGCAAUGGUCCCAGACAGACAGAUCAAGCAGAGGCCCAGCUCCAGGCCAUCCUCGCCAUCUCCCUCUCACUCUUUGCAAGGCCAUUUUCAAGGCAACCAGCACUCCAUGAAGUUUGUCAUGGACACCUCUCAGUUCUGGUUCCGUCCACACAUCAACAGAGUUCAGGCUGAGGCCAUAGUGAUAGAUAAGGAGCCGGGGACAUUCGUGGUGAGAGACAGCACGUCCUUCAGAGGCUCCUUUGGGCUGGCUAUGAAGGUGGACCAGGCGCCCGUCAACAUAUCCCCUACUGGCCAACCAGCGGAGGGCAGCUCAGAUCUCGUGAGGCACUUUCUCAUUGAAUCGUCGGCCAAGGGCGUCCGUAUCAAGGGCUCCUCACAGGAACCGUACUUUGGUAGUCUGUCUGCCCUGGUCUUCCAACACACCGUCACUCCGUAUGCCCUACCCUGCAAACUUCUGCUCCAGUCACAUGAUCUGAACAAAGGACAGGAGGAAACAAAUGACAGGUCAGCACCAGAAGACAAGACCAAGACAGCUUGCAAUUUCCUCUACCUGAGUGCAAUCCCCACUGAGACGUUGACAGGGCCAUGUGCUGUACAAAAGGCUGUGUCCUCCACCUUCACGAUGGACCUGAGCACCAUCACACCCACCAUAGUCAACCUGAAGGUGUCACCCAAAGGUGUCACCUUGACAGACAUCCAGAGAAAACUUUUCUUCAGACGUCAUUACCCUGCACACAUGCUCAGCUACAGUGGUGAAGAUCCAGACAAGAGACUGUGGCACAAGAGUUCCAAACCAGCAAGGAUAUUUGGUAUAGUGGCAAAGGGCACUGAAGCGGGUAGGGAGAAUGUGUGCCACGUCUUCGCAGAAUACGACCCUCUUCAGCCCUGUAAUCCGACCAUUGAGUUGACACAGGGCAUAAUUUUCAAAUCAUAACCUCAAUCUGUCCAGUAUGGGAAGGUGAGAAGACAAUAUCACAGCACUGAAUGUUGGAAGCUCUUUAAAUCACUACCGUCUACGAGGGCGCCCAAAGCCAGACCUGACACAGAUACUCUGAUGUGUCAAUUCUCGGUCCAUGUAUGCAGGCAGGUACGAGAUCGAGUUAAAAGUACGCAGAAAUGAAUAGGGCCUGAUUUUUGGGGGGAUUAAAAAACAACAUUUUAAUAAAAAAUAAAUCCACUGAGUAAAUCUAACAUCCCGAUUCUCGAGCUGCAACACACAGACAUGUACGGUGUGGACAUUCAGUGGGACAUUCAGUGGGCUCUAAAGUGCCAGCAGUUCACUUGCAUUUGCUAGUGAAAGAAAUGAAAUGCAAAUAUGAAAAAUAACUGGUCGCAUUGGUGCGAGUGUGAUACACAUGUAAUUCUGCGUCCCAUUAGUUGUAUUUUCCACGUAACAUUACGAGGAUCACGCAACCUGAUAGUCUGUAACUGUAAUUAUGAUCCACGUCACAAAAAGCAUUACAAAGGUAUAAUCAAAAAUAAAUAUAAACAUCUUGGCCUUAAAUGGGGUCGGGAGUUUAGAAGACUGCGCGAUGAAGAAUGAAUGAGUGUCCGGUAUUAGCUAUAGAUGCAAUGCUUCUAGAAUGCCUUGCACUAGAUUUGAGAUUUUAUCCAUUUUGAAAAUCCAAAUGAUGUAUGCAGCUGCAAAGAAAUACAAUAGGCACCUUUACAUAGGCUGAAACACACUUCUAACGAAGAUAUCGCUGACAUUGCCAAUGGGCAGACAGAUUGCCAACAACAACCUUUUUGAGCAGAGUCUGGUCAACAUGCGCACGGAUCAGGCCUGGAGAGAAAUCGGCUGUGACGCUGGGGAUAUUGGUCUUAUUCCACAGCAAUGCAGACUGCGAGCGAAUAUUCAGUCUCGUUUCCAAUAACAAAACCCAGUACAGAGUCUCCCCCAAUACAGACAUUCUGAGUGCCCUCGUUACCAAGGUUGCAAUGAUGGGCAGUGGAACUGUUUGCCACAGAGAAGUCUACCCUGAUCCCUGCUGCGUAAUUCUAAAUCCGCUAGCUACCAGGCAAGUCUGCCUAGGAAAUUAUUUCCUGAACAUUUGAAGGUCUCUAGAAGAUUUGUUCUCACCCACUGUUUCCUAUCAUAGCUUUUUCGUUUGUACUGUAUUAUGGAUAAAAUGUUUAUUUGAUACUGAUGCUCUGCUUCAAACAUUUGUCAUGUCAGAGUUUUUUAUUUAUUUAUCGCGGAUAAGACGUUUGCACAUUUUGUACCUAAACAAUUAACUUGUUAUUUGUUUAAUAAAAUAAAAACUCAAAGAAUAAAGGCCCUUUGUGUCUUUCUAAUUAGUUAUUGUUAGUGACUUUUACCAUAGGUGUAAUUGGAAUGCUGUCAAGAAGGAAAGAAAGUAUUCCAACCUUGUAUAGACUUGAUUUGGUACAAUUAUAUAAUUGCGAUCAGACUCACAAACAGCGCGCGCAUGAACACGUGGGGUGGGGGGUUAUCUAACGAGGUUGAAAAGCACUAGAGGUUCAUUAGAUAAGUAGAGAUAUCCUCUCCGGGACAAAUUCUAACUUGAGAUCCAUGUGUCACUUGCAUUUUGGCACAACUCUCCCAUCUACACUAAUGCAUGAGAAAAUGUGAUUUAUGGGCAUGCAAGUUAGAAUUGGGCCCUAGUAUGGGUAAUUUGAUUAUGUAUAGCCUAUUGCUAUGCUUCAUGACAAUAAUUAUAUUUUUUCCUGCACUAACUUUAUCAUAUCUAUUUUGUCAGAUGUAUAUUAUUGUGUAUUGAAUACAAAACGUAUCUAUUUCAUAUUUUGUCAUGUUUAUUUUAUAUUUAGGAUAAUAAUAAACUUAAAGUGACAAGUGUU
Messenger RNA from Oncorhynchus mykiss (rainbow trout), 3751 nucleotides. NCBI's taxonomy places the organism in Eukaryota, Metazoa, Chordata, Actinopteri, Salmoniformes, Salmonidae. The record is from RefSeq and is a predicted model, not a curated record.